AUGGCACCAGUGAUUGCGACACCAACUUCACCUCAGAAAAGACCGCUGUCCAUAGCCAACUACGAUGCGCACCCUUCGAAGAAGCAGCGACAGUUCUACCAUCGACAUCAUACCCUUCAGUUUAAACAGCAGAGCAUACCAGGGAGUGAGCCGGCGCUGAUCGGUCAAGUACCUCUCCUUGAGCAGGCAGAAGAGACAGACGUAGAGCAAGGUCCGAAACCAGUUGGGCGAAGUCAAGUUGAUGAUUUUCUCGACCAUUCGAUCGUUUCUGUAUGUGAACAUGUUGCUGCUAGAGAUGGAUUCACGAAUACCUCCAUUGAUACCUGGGCACUGGAGAUGUUUAGAGGUUGUGUUGAAGAAUACGUUCUCACUCUAUGUAAAUAUAUUCGCCGUUCUAUGCUUGCUGCCCGUCGCACAGCGCCGAUUGCAACAGACCUCGAGAGUGCGUUUCAAGCUGUACAGGUUCCUACCCCAGAAGAUCAGUUACCGCCACGGUCGAGACCGAAACCUCCACCCUCAAUAUCCUUACUGCCAACGCCUCCCCCGGAUGAUUUCUUCGACACACGUGAGCUGCCUGAAUCAAUCCUCGGAUCUGAUCUGAAUGGGAAAGAAGAGAGGCGAAGAGAUCAGCAUAUUCCAUCAACUUUCCCAGCGUUUCCUUCACCGCAUACCUUUCGCGAUACACCAAUCCUUCCGCCCCGAGAGAGAGAUCCAAGAAGGGUAAGGGAGCUUGCAACCGAGGAAGGAAGAUUGGGAGAACAGGCAUUGAGAAAGCUGGCCACUGCGGUGAGAGGUGAAGGAAAACUGGAUUUGUCGACAUCACCAGAUCGUACGACUGCUGCAGCACAGCGAGGAGGACGCCAAAAGAAGGUGGAGCUUACCAUGGAGGGGAUGUUCGAGGAGACGAUGAAGGAGCUGGCAAAGGCCGAGAGAGGGAAAGGUCUGGCUGGUACCACAGCUGCAGUAGGCGAAGGCUUUGAAGUGGCGCCGAUUGUGAAUAGUGAGCGAAAAUAUUGGAUGCCGGACACGAGCCGGCGGAAGACCCAAAGGAUCGAGCCAUCUCACAUGGUAGCGAAAGUUGGAACACAGCACCAUGCUCUGUCCGAAAAAGCUCGAGGCAAGCAGAGAGCUGGUGAUUCGCGUACUCAACCCACGGAUGAUGAUCUGGAUAUGAACUUCCCAUAA
Molecule: messenger RNA, 1185 nt
Organism: Endocarpon pusillum Z07020
Lineage: Eukaryota; Fungi; Ascomycota; Eurotiomycetes; Verrucariales; Verrucariaceae
Exons: 2
Coding region: 1-1185 (394 amino acids)
Biological process (GO): transcription initiation at RNA polymerase II promoter
Cellular component (GO): transcription factor TFIID complex
Source: RefSeq, a predicted model, not a curated record